UGCCCAAGGAACACUCUCCCCGAAUAUAGACAUGUCGAAGAUCAAGAAGUUCUUUUCGAGGAAGAAGGAGGAGGCAGCGGCGUUCAAAGUUAAACUAAUGGGCAGCUCGAUGGGCGAGGGCCACAAAUUGAACACCCCCAAGCCUGAGGCACCUUCGAGCAGCAAAUCUCGGGGUCGUAAGUACGAAGCUUAUGUCCCUCCCAAGCGCAACGAGCUGAGCAAUGAAGCACGCGCCGCAGCGGCAGCCGCGCUCUCACGCAUCGACAAGAAGACUUCGCGGGAGUUCAACACCUCGCUGUCGGCAGUGAAGGCUCAGGCCAAGCGAGAGCUCGAGGCUGAGCGUCGCCAGAAGGAAGAGGCGUCUGCCACUGCAGAGGUGUCUGCAUCAACAACCAGCACCUCAUCCGGCGGGGACAACAGGAACCUGGCCUGCGAAGGUGUCUUCUUCCGCUGCCCGUUGGUCAGCGAUGAGAUUCUACCGAAAAGGGAUUGGAAGGUGAAGAUCAAGGAGUUCCUGUACCAGCAGUUGGAGGAGGGCGAUCGCGGUCUCACCGCCUGCCUGAUCAUCCACAAUUGCAAUGUGAAGGAGAAGGCCGACGAAUGCAUAGCCACACUUGUUCGGUAUCUGGAGAAUCUAAUCACGAACCCGACCGAUGAAAAGUUCUUGAAAAUACGCAUGUCGAACAAGAUCUUCAGCGAGAAAGUGCGUUACGUGGAGGGUGCAUUGGAUGUUUUGUAUGCUGCUGGCUUUAGCGAGGUCCAAAUCGACGGCGAGCCAUUCCUCCUCUGGACCAGGGAACAGACUGAACAAGAUCUCGACUUGCCCACCCUAGUUGACGCUCUGAAGAAUUCUGAGUGUAUUCCCCUGGAACUGGAUCGCAAUUUGAAAGUGCUGUUGCCCUCACAGGCACGGCGCGUUGUUCUACCCAAUGAUUUCUAUCGCCUCGCCCCAGAGGAGAUCAAGAAGGAGCAGCAGCUGCGCUCCGAUGCCAUACAACAGGCCCAGAUGUUGAGGACAAAGGCCAUGCGGGAACGCGAGGAGCAGCGCACUAUGCGCAUGUACCGCUACGCCUUGGUUAGGGUAAAAUUUCCCAAUGGCCUCUUCAUACAAGGCACUUUCAAUGUGUACGAGAAAAUAUCCGAUAUAUUUGAAUUUGUACAAGCUUGCCUGGCGGACGAGACACUCGAAUUUAAUCUGGUGGCCACCAGCGAGGGCAAGUUCGGUGAAGAAGACAUGGAUAAGACCUUAUUCGACUGCAAACUCAUUCCUAAUUCUCUGCUGCUGUUCUGCACCGAAGCAUCCUCGUCCGAUGGGAAUACCGGGGACGUCAACUACUUGAAGGAGGAGCUCUUCAUGCUGGUUCAGUCUAUGUAGGGAGGCCCGUCUUCGUUUGAUCAUUGAGCGGCUGUUUUUGAGUUGUGCCCAGUAACUUAUAUAAUUUAUCAAGCUGUUGUUAUAUUUAUUACUUUCACAUUUAUUAUUCAAAAUCAAAUAUAAGCACACUUUCAA
Messenger RNA from Drosophila obscura, 1510 nucleotides. It is a transcript of the gene Gint3, whose product is annotated as UBX domain-containing protein 6. NCBI's taxonomy places the organism in Eukaryota, Metazoa, Arthropoda, Insecta, Diptera, Drosophilidae. Gene Ontology annotation, cellular component: cytoplasm. The record is from RefSeq and is a predicted model, not a curated record. The transcript has 4 exons. Gene Ontology annotation, molecular function: protein binding. Bases 32 to 1375 code for a protein of 447 amino acids.